UUUGCCUUUCCGCGUCUCCCAACACAGAGGCCCUGAACCGGCGCUGGAUUAUGAUGGCGGCGCAUCUCAUUUUUGCCAUCUGCUUCCUGACAGCAUGCCCUCUGAAGGCACUCUGGAGGACGAUGGCCGAGUGGCGCUGCAGCAUCAACGCCCGAAAGCGGCGGCGCUGUGUGUGACCUCUGCUCUGGGCCUGAAUGAGCACAGUGCUUCUCUUGAUCUUUCCGUAGUGAUGGAGACACCUCUGCAUUUGGGAUCAAGUGUUUAUAAGGUUCAAGGAUACGAAGAUAAAAUGCGCUUAAUUACACAAAGCUGGGUCCUGUUUUUGUGGAUGUAUCACCUGGCGCUUGUGAAAAGUCAAGUCUGUAGACGUGAACAGUUUUUGAGUAGCGAAUGGUUUGAUUCCAAUUUUGACAUAACUGGUCUGCAGACCACCGACCCUAAUAAAAAACAUGUGAGAGUGGCCUGCAAGGUUGGCUACAGUGGCUUUUUCAAACUGAUAUGCGAGCAAGGACAAUGGGAUACAAGAGGCAAACGAUGUGAACACACCACUUGUGAAGUUUCCAUGAUGCAGCCUAAUCUCAGUGUUACUGGACUACCGCCAGGACAUAAGUUGCAGUUUCACUGCGACGAUGGAUUUACAAUCGACGGGUCUACAGAAAUUGAAUGUUUACAUACUGGAGAGUGGAAUGCAGCCUUUCCAACGUGUGCUGGAAAAUGCGAAGUUGCAGAUGUUGCAAAUAGCGUGUACCUCGACAAAUAUGUACGGGGCGAUCAACUCAACAAAGGACAACGGUUGAGUUUUAAUUGCCGCCAUAAUGGAGACACUCUUCAAGGGAAGGCAGUCGUUGAGUGUUCAGCAGGCGGGCAGUGGAGUGAUCCCUUCCCAACAUGUGGAAGUCCUGCGGGUUGUGGUCGGCCACCACAAGUUGCAAAUGGUGACAUAACACAAAGUGUUAAAUUCAAUUACCGCCAUGGAGAUUGGGUUGAAUAUGGCUGUCAGAACUACUACGUCAUGAAUGGUUCUCAAUACAAGACGUGUCUCAACGGGGAAUGGAAUCAACCGACGAUGAGGUGUCUGAAUCCCUGCACUGUGGACAGAAGAGCCAUGAGAUCACAUAACAUACACUUUAGAUAUAAUUAUGAAGAUAAGAUUUAUUCAAGCCAUGAUGAUCAUAUCACUUUCGUGUGUGACAGUGGAAAAAUAUCAGACGGCACCUUUGCAAUGCGUCAGAUGUGAUGAUGGUGUGAUGAACCUGCCCACAUGCCAGUAACGGUUGUUAAUUAACUGAAUGAAACAACUCUUUACUUUUCCCAAAGUAAAGAGUUAGACCAGCAAUGUCCUGAUCCAGCGUCUAUACUUCAGUGUGGUCGUUUUAAUGAAACAUAUAUUUCCACUUUUUUUCUGCCUCUCUUUGUAUGAUGAGGGUGUGUCCCAUCUGUUUGAGCUUAAAACCCUUCCUCCCGGGUAGAAAGUUGGCAUCCGUCUUCUUUUUCUUCUCCUGUUAUAUGUAAUAUUAUACCUGGUAUGAAGAUCUUUACUAUUUUUUAUUUUUUUGCAUUGCUGUAUUGAUACAGUUUCAUCAGCAAAUGAUCAGAGUACCUCUCCCAACACUGGUCUGUAUGUGUGUACUAUACUUUAGAGUCAUUCCUGCCAUCAACAAUAAUUAGAUUAUUAUCUCCUAUACGGGGAAAUUUCACAAGGAAAAUAUUGCAUUUAAAUUCAGCCCAUAUUAAUGGACUUGACUUCAGGAAAGAUCCAGUGGUAAAAGGAUUGUGUGGGUGUUUUGAUGGUGCAAUGAUCUUGCCCUCUUGCCAGUAAAAGCUUUAGUUAACUAGAAGUCACAUGGGCUGGCUGGACAAAUGAGGAAAUGAUUAACCAGAGGACACAGGGAGACAAAUACUGCAACAGUUUUGCAUCGGUCAUCUGUCCCCAAUUCAUUGCCAACAUCUGAAGAUUUUUUAAUAAAACUAAUGGAGAACUUU
This is a messenger RNA of Pseudoliparis swirei, 1983 nucleotides long. RefSeq names its product complement factor H-like. The transcript is spliced from 7 exons. The record is from RefSeq and is a predicted model, not a curated record. The coding region runs from base 95 to 1237 and encodes 380 amino acids. Lineage: Eukaryota; Metazoa; Chordata; Actinopteri; Perciformes; Liparidae.